UAUAAAAUAUUUUGAAGAUGUAUUUAAGCAUAAAAGAUAUUUGUGACUUCGCGGAAUGUUCGACGCGUAAUUUUAUUGGAGGUGAAAAUUUGUUGAACUGUGAUUAUUUAUUGGCAUAGCAAAACAAACCGAAGACAUCUAUAAUUUGCUUUAUUUCUGCUUACAAAUCUCUAACAUGAGAGAUCCACCUUAUCAAGUAAAAAUCAAUAUAAAUGCAAACGGAACGAUGAACUCAGCCGAAUGUACAUGUAAGGCUGGUUUAAAUGUCAAGUGCAAGCACAUAGUUCCUAUGUUAUUGUUUUGCAAUCGGAGAGACAUCGAAAAAUUAGAUAAAAUAUCUUGUACUGAUAAAAAAUGCGUGUGGAAUUUCGCCCAUACGGCGGCAUUGGACACUUAUAAGGCAGCUCCACUAGCAGAACAUAAAUGUUUUAACAUUGAAAAAUCAAAAGCGAGAAAAGCUCAUUUAUUAAAUCGAAAUUAUCCAUCAUUUCAUCGUCAUAUGUGACACAUUUGUAAGACAUC
Molecule: messenger RNA, 522 nt
Organism: Acromyrmex echinatior (Panamanian leafcutter ant)
Lineage: Eukaryota; Metazoa; Arthropoda; Insecta; Hymenoptera; Formicidae
Molecular function (GO): zinc ion binding
Source: RefSeq, a predicted model, not a curated record